UAAUCUAAGAAUAUCUCACUACACUGGAAGAAAUGGAAGCCCAAAGACCACAUGCCGUCUGCAUUCCCGGUGCAGUUCAGGGACACAUAUGCGCCAUGCUCAAGUUAGCCAAGCUUCUUCAUCACAGAGGCUUUCACAUUACCUAUGUUCUCACUCAAUCCAACUAUUCCCACAUCAUGGAAGCCCGAGAUUUCCGCCCUCUCAAUCAAUCACCCACCUUCCGCUUCGAAAUCAUCCCCGACGGCAUUCCGCCUAGGGAAAGCCGCAUUAGCGCAACAGAUUUCACUGAUAUCGCUUCGAUUCCGAAGAAUUGCUAUGCUCCGUUCAGGGAGCUGAUUCAAAAGCUAAAUGUAGCCUCGUCGGAUGUCCCUCCGGUCUCUUGUAUAGUUUCCGAUGCUAGUAUGUCGUUCACUAUUGGGGCUGGGCAGGAGCUUGGUAUUCCAGGGGUAUCGUUUUGGCCCCUUAGUGGCGUCGGGAGUAUGCUGCACCUAUAUUCUCCUCACCUCCGUGACAAGGUAUCAAUAAACAGCGAUGAUGACUACAUUAUUAAUUGGAUCCCAGGAGUGAACAGUAUUCGUUUAGGCGAUAUCCCAACCACGGCUUGGUCACGCAAUCCAAAUGACCCCAUCGUCGACUACACAAUUUCUCAACUUUCAGGAAACUACAAAGCUUCCGCUUUCAUAUUUCACACAUUUGAUGAGCUAGAACCCGAGGUGUGCACUGCAUUGCGUUCUAUGUUCAAUCGAGCCUACACUAUCGGACCCAUUCCACUACUUCUCAAGGGGUUCCCAGAAAGUGAAAUCAACAAAAUUGAAUGUCAUAUGUGGAAAGAAGAUCAAGAUUGUUUUAAAUGGCUCAAUUCUAAAACUCCAAAAUCCGUAGUUUAUGUAAACUUUGGUAGCUUGGCAGUUACCAGCCCUGAUAAGCUGGUAGAGUUGGCAAUUGGCCUAUGCAAAAGCCAGCAAAACUUCUUGUGGAUCAUCCGCCCCGAACUCAUUUCUGGCGGCGAUUGGUCUGCAGUUCUCCCUCCCGAGUUUAUGGAUGCGAUCAAGGGCGGCGGCAAAGGCUAUGUGGCCAGUUGGUGCGAUCAAGAACAAGUGUUGAACCACCCUUCUGUCGGAGGGUUCUUAACGCAUUGUGGAUGGAACUCGAUUGUAGAAAGUCUGAGCGCAGGAGUGGCAAUGAUUUGUUGGUCAUGUUUUGCCGAACAAAGACUAAACCGAUUGUGUUGUUGCUCUCAAUGGGGGUUUGGUCUAGAGAUAGAGCUUGAUGUUAAUAGAGAGAACGUUGAAAGUGUGGUGAGAGAGCUAAUGGAAGGAGAAAAGGGUAGAGAGGUGAAGCAGAAGGCAAUGUUUUGGAAGGAGAGAGGUGAUAAGGCCAUUGGUGUUGGAGGCUCAUCAUUUUCCAAUUUGGAUAAGUUGAUUGGGGAAGUAUUGUUGAAUGGUUGCCCACAGUUUGAAACCUAAGACCUGGGAAUUUAUUAUUUUUCUAGGUUGUUUAAACUCUUUCAAACUAAAAGAGUCAAUAGAUAAUUUAUGUAAAGAGUUGAAAUUUAAGAUUAUCUUGUUUUAAGUUAACUCAAUUGGAGUUAAUUAAUUAGUCCAAAGUUUAGUACUUUGUAAGUAAGAAAUAAUGGACUUGUUUGUACUAUUUGUGUAAGUUCAAAUAAUUUGAUAAGGCAACAUUUGUAUAA
This is a messenger RNA of Ipomoea triloba (trilobed morning glory), 1693 nucleotides long. Its product is annotated as 7-deoxyloganetin glucosyltransferase-like. Gene Ontology annotation, molecular function: UDP-glycosyltransferase activity. Bases 33 to 1466 code for a protein of 477 amino acids. NCBI's taxonomy places the organism in Eukaryota, Viridiplantae, Streptophyta, Magnoliopsida, Solanales, Convolvulaceae. The transcript has 2 exons. The record is from RefSeq and is a predicted model, not a curated record.